Messenger RNA from Vanrija pseudolonga, 901 nucleotides. Its product is annotated as Chaperone protein DnaJ. The transcript is spliced from 2 exons. The record is from RefSeq and is a predicted model, not a curated record. Gene Ontology annotation, cellular component: cytoplasm. NCBI's taxonomy places the organism in Eukaryota, Fungi, Basidiomycota, Tremellomycetes, Trichosporonales, Trichosporonaceae. Gene Ontology annotation, biological process: protein refolding. Bases 38 to 901 code for a protein of 287 amino acids.
UGUUGGUUUGCAUCAACCACAACCACUCUACAAAACAAUGUCAGGCCGAGCAGCGGUCUCGACAGCGACACGGGCGUGGGGAUGUGCCGUGGGAGGUCCUCGGCACACGCCAUCCGGGGGGGCAUCGCAACUCCGACCAUUCUGGCCCCCGGCGUCCUCCUCGUCCUCCUCCUCCAUCCCCUCACUCCUCACCCCCGCCACCCGCCGCUUCUCGACCACAGCACACCGGCACGCCCGCAAACAAGACCACUACGCAGUGUUCGGGCUGCCGCGCAACGCAUCAAAGGCGCAGAUCAAGGCGCGGUUCUACGAGCUAUCGAAACAGCACCACCCCGACGCGGCCGGCGGAAGCGGCAGCGCAGACAAGUUUCAUACCCUGAACGACGCGUACGCCGUGCUCGGGGACGACGGGGCCAGGGCGGCGUACGACGCGAGUAGUAGUCCGGCGUCUAGUCGGGGUGUCGGCAGCGAAGGCUCGUCGUUCCACCCGCACUCGCCCCAGUCGCGCCGGAGUAGUGGGCCCCACCGCGCGUGGGGAGGCGGCAGAGCGCCCCCGCCGCCGAGCUGGGCGGGCCGGCGUAAAGUCGCGCCUGACCUCGGCUGGGGCGCGGGUAUGGGCGGCACGAUGCCUGGGUACUCGGCCCCGCACUCGGCCCACGGGCGAUGGGGCCGUAAAGAGGAGAAGCGGCGCCAGGGCGAGUCGCGCCUCGACGAGGACGUCGCGGGCGAGAGUGUCGGCCUUAGGUUCGUCAUCGUCUUGCUUGUCCUCAUUGUCGUUUGGAGCUUGGGGAGUACGGUUGCCAAGGCUGAUGGCGGCGAGGAGGAGGAGGAGGAGGAGGAGAGAGGCGACGACGACGAGACCUGGCCAAGACGACACGCCGUCGACACGCCUACCACAUAG